Messenger RNA from Paramecium tetraurelia, 432 nucleotides. RefSeq lists its product as uncharacterized. The record is from RefSeq and is a predicted model, not a curated record. Lineage: Eukaryota; Ciliophora; Oligohymenophorea; Peniculida; Parameciidae. The transcript has a single exon.
AUGACUUAUUUGCCACUUUUCUUCGACGUUAUCUUUACUUUUCUUUUGGUUCUGGAAUUUUAGUUUUUUUUUUCUGAAAUUCAGUUAUCUAUUAUACUGAAGGCUCCUCUUCUUUUAUUUAGAGAUUUUUUAAACUUUGUAAUUGUAUUUUUUUUUUUUAUGCUAUCCCAAUUAUCUACACAUCCUUUUCUUCUUCAGGUUGGAUUUCAAUUUGAACAUCAACUCCUGUUUUUUCAUCUAGCCACUAUCUUAUUGUAAGCAAUGGAAUUUUCAAUAAAUAGCUAACAUAUUUAAUAUCAACUUCAGUAGGAUUAUCUCCUAACUGUUCAAAUGCUUAUCUUUUCUUUUCAUCUUCUUAUUCUUGCUGUAAAUUCAUAUCUAUAUUUUUUAUUAUAUUUUGUACGAUCUCUCAAAUAUUAACAUGCUAUUUGA